Messenger RNA from Engraulis encrasicolus (European anchovy), 8623 nucleotides. RefSeq names its product SNF related kinase b (gene snrkb). The coding region runs from base 383 to 2635 and encodes 750 amino acids. The transcript has 7 exons. Gene Ontology annotation, cellular component: cytoplasm. Gene Ontology annotation, biological process: protein phosphorylation; intracellular signal transduction. Lineage: Eukaryota; Metazoa; Chordata; Actinopteri; Clupeiformes; Engraulidae. The record is from RefSeq and is a predicted model, not a curated record. Gene Ontology annotation, molecular function: ATP binding; protein serine/threonine kinase activity.
CUGGAAUUCACUGACGUCAGUGGAGGAGCUCAGAUGAACGCGAGAACAUUGCGGACACGCGCUCCAAGCACACACGCGCUCACAGCAUCUCUCUCAGUCGCUCUCGCUCUCUGCCCCGUCCCACCGGACAGCUGCGGCAAUUAGACAACAUUAGACUCGUGCCCGGCAAAGAGCCUGCAUUCAAUCCGGAGAAAGGGGCUAAGCUGACAGUGGAAGUGGUCAUUUAAACGCCAAGGCAAAUAAAGGAAAGACAUCGGUGUGUCCUCGAGGGCUCGCACCAGCGCCAGGGCUCCGCAUUAUUCUAGCGACGAGUAUGGCAUCACACUAGUGCUCCACCUCUUCACACCACUCCUCCCCAAGACACAGCACCCGUAUCCCCAACAUGGACGCCCCUCCUGGGGUCCGAGAUACCGGUGGUGGCGUCAUAGGUAGCAGUUCCAACGGUGGCGGCGGCAUCGGCGGCAUCUACGAGCUGCUGGGCCGCACGUUGGGCCGCGGCCACUUCGCCGUAGUGCACUUGGCCCGCCACCUGCCCACCGGCCAGCGGGUGGCGCUCAAGGAGAUCGACAAGCGACGGGUGGAGGGCGCGGAGCCCGGGGGCUGGGGCUCGGGACGCCUCCUCCAGGAGGUCAACUGUAUGAAGCUGCUGCGGCACCCGGGCGUGGUGCGCCUCUUCGAGGUCAUCGACACGCCCACCAAGCUCUAUCUGGUCCUGGAGCUGGCCGAGGGCGGCGACCUGUACGACCUGAUCCUGCGGCACGAGUCCGGCGUGGGCGAGGCCCGGGCGCGGCCCCUGUUCGCCCAGGUGGUGCGCGCCAUCGCCUACUGCCACGCCAUGCACGUGGUGCACCGCGACCUCAAGCCCGAGAACCUGCUGCUGUUCCCCCAGCAGGGGGCGCUGAAGCUGACCGACUUCGGGUUCAGCAAGAAGUUCCAGCCGGGAACCAUGUUGGCCACCAGCUGCGGCUCGCUGGCGUACUCGGCGCCGGAGGUGCUGCUAGGGGAGGAGUACCAUGCACCUGCUGUUGAUAUCUGGUCUUUAGGUGUGAUUCUGUACAUGCUGGUGUGUGGGCAUAGUCCGUUCCAGGAGGCCAAUGACAGCGAGACGCUCACCAGGAUAAUGGACUGCAGCUAUACCGUGCCCUCACACAUCUCCAGCGACUGCAGAGAUCUGAUCUCCCUGAUGCUCCAGAGGGAUGCGGGUAGCCGUGCGUCCCUUGAGGUGAUCGAGGGCCACCGCUGGCUAGAGGGAGUAGUGCUGCCUCCUCACACCACUUCAGAUGCUACAGUAGACGCCACAGACACGGCUAAUACUACUACUACUACUACUGCCACAACCCCACACAACCUCACGGACGCCGAGCACCAGCUGAUCCUACACAGUAUGAGACACGUGGCCCCCGCCCAGGACAUUACAGAGGCACUGGAGGCAGACAAGUAUGACCACAUCACAGCCACCUACUACCUCCUGGCUGAACGUGUCCGAAGCGAAAGACAGCAGGACCCUGAGGCAAACACACGGACCAUGUCUGAGCCUCUGACUGUCAUCAUGCCAGAAGAUCCUGUGGCUCUGCUCAGCUGUCCCCGUCACGGCGUGUCCGAGUCCGGUGACCUGGCAAACCCCCGGGUGCCGUCCCUGCAGCACUGUCAACGAGAGGAGGGCCAGCUCAGCCAAUACGGCGCAGGACCGCCGGCGGAGCGCGAUGUUGAUCCCGCCUCCCCCGACGAGCCUGAGCCAAUCAAAAACGUCUGUGCCCUGCAGCAGAUCUGCGAGGAAGAGGAGGAAGAGGAGGAGGAAGAGGAGGAGGAGGUUGAAGCGCAGAACAAGAGAAAUGUAGAGCUGACACAACAUACGUAUCAUCGUCCGGCUGCUCUGCCAUCGUCGCCGCCCCUCACACACCAAAAAUCCCCCCAGGACAGUCACACACUCGCUCACACGCAAACAAAACAGCAGCCCAACGACACGCCAGCAGAGGACGGUGAAGACACGCAGAUGUCUGCCUCCAGCAUCCUCGCUGAGGUGGACAGCUUGCACACACACAAUGAUGUUGCUGAUGAUGAGAAUUCCCUCACACCUGCUGCAUCUGUCGGAGUCGCAGCUCAGGCACAGCCACAGCAGUGUGAUGAUCGGGAAGAGCCUCAGCUCGUGAUUGGACAGAGUGGCGAGGGUGGAGAAGAGCCUCAGCUCCUGAUUGGACAGAGCAGCGAGGGCGGAGAAGCUCCAGAGGUGCCACUGGAGAGGAACAACAACACGCCUCUCCCCUUCGACAAGGCCCUCCCAUCGCCCCGCCCACCGCACAAGAACCACUGUGUGGAGGAGGGGCCAGACGCCGUGGAGGCGGGCCGAACGCCUGUCAGCCCAGCCGAGGAGGCAGGAGAGAGGAUGGGGGAGGAUGAGAUGAAUGUUGCUGACCAAUCAUCAACCAGGAAGACAGGGUCUGAGAGGCGGGGCAGCGCGAAGGAAGGGGGUGUGGCGGGAGGCCCGGAAGUGUGGUCCAAGGGCCGUGGCGUCAGGCUGCGGGACCGCCUACUGCAGUUCCCGCUCUGCGAGAAGGCCCUAUCGCUCAACAUCAACCCCGCCCCCAAAGAGAAGCUGCUGCCGUUCGGGCAGUACAACUGCUGUCAUGUGCUGUGAUACCCCCCCCAGCGCACACAAACACAUAAACAAACUCACACAUACACAAACUUUGUACAUCUACUAAGACCUACUGCAGAUACAUAUCUGAUGUCCCCAGACCUGAGACUUUCCUCAAAGAUGAACUCUACUACGUACGUAGUUCCUGCACUACAGCUGCUGCCACGUGCUAGCUACCUUCAAAACCACCCUGCCCCUCAUAUCUCCGAAACGAGAGCACCUCACUACUUCUACUCUGAGCAGAGGUCCCACACUUCCUCAACUAUUGUAGCAGGCCGCUCUGUAAAUAGGGCUUGUCACACCAUCACCACAACCACUGCUAUGUAUCCACCAUUAGCCUACCUGCUGUCUCCUAUAAAACGAGACAUUCCACGUUUGCGCUGCUAUGUACAUAUUACAGCGAUUAUAUUAUGUGACAUGAGCUGAGAUGAGAUGACUUCUACAAAAGUUGCAUUGUUUCUUGUUUUACUUACGAAACGAAAAAAAAAGAACACAAAUGUACAGUAUAGUAGGCCUACUGUGUGUGUGGCUAAAAGCAUGUGGACAACAAUUAGCACUGGAGGAAUGCUAACAGGGGGCAUGCAGCACUAAUACAAAUGCUAGCUUAAGGGCAAUGUUCUGACGCUAAUAUUAGCUCAGAGAAAUUAAUUUGCCGAGGGAGUGUGCUAAUGCUAUCUGUGACUGCAUCGCAUUGGUUUUUGAGUGAGCUGAUGGCGGCUUGUGGCAGCACAAACUGCCGUGUGUGAGGAAUGGCGCUAACGAUGUUAACGUUAGCUAAAAGCAGUGUAGAUAAAGAUGCAGACUGGUGGGUGAGGAUGAGCUGAUCCUCCAUGUGUUAAUAAAAAAAUCAUCUAAGUGUACUAGAUGUAGUUGACUAUUGGCAGAAACACCCUGGUCAGACUGUGAUAGAGGCUAGGCCCAGGGUGUUGCGGGAGCUUACCUCAGUCUUGUGUGUCCCAUCUGCUAUACACGUACAUUCACGUUUUCUACUGAAACUCAUAUCAAACAUGCUAAACUCUACCAGAAAGCUACUGUAGACAUAGAGUUUUGUCAAAAGGUAAGACGAUUCUUUUCUGUAAAAAAGAUUGGUAAGAUUUGUGAAAUGUGUCUUACAACAGAAAUAUACUGUAAUAAUGUACAUACUUCAUUGUUAUUAUUAUUAUUAUUAUUAUUACCAUGUGUUACUGGUAUGUUUAUACAGUGUAUAUGCUGUAGCUAUCCUUCACCUUUACACCAGACCAGGGGGGUAUUCAAAGUAAGUAGCAGGUAACCCUGAGUUGACUAACCUGACUUACGCCAUCUGGCUCCGUUUUGCCAAACUACACGCGAGGGCGUUCCGCGUUCCGAUUUCCUCACGCAACCAUCUGAGGGCUGUGAAAAUCACAAUUUAUGAAUGAAUGAGCCAAUCAAGAUCACUGGGUGGGAUUUUCCAUAGAUGAAUGGUGUUAUAGGUCUUCUUCCUGGUUGUUAAUCCAAUCACAUGCAAGGAUUUUGAUGAGGAGCAUCAUUCGAGAAUGUGUAGGUUGUGGGUGUUUCCAGAUGGUAUCGUGAAGACGAAGGCGAAACAUACCAGGUGGCGAGAGUCAGUUUAGGUGUUAACACCACAUUAACCCAAAGUCAGUUGUGAACCUCUUAUUAGAGGGGCACCGUGGUGGUGUUUUACUAGGGAAAUACCUAAAGCCACAGUACCCCUCUAUUAGGAUGUUUACCAUUUGGCAAUGAGUUGAGUUAAGAGAUUAAAUCUGCUUUUUGAUACCCUCCAGUUAGUGCACUCGGUUGCUGUGCUCGUCGUCAUCAGAGGUGUUGCCCCUUGGGGAAGUCUGACUGGUGCUUUAUGGCUUAAGCUUGGAACAUUCUUAGUUCUAAAAGGUUCUGUGGACUCAGUAUUUUUGAAACAUGAGGGUCACCACCAGAAUGGUGGAAGUUGCUUGCAGUGUGGUGGGAUUCUCAGUUUGGAGAAGUUGGACCAGCAGAUGUGUGUGUAGUGUGUUUGGGUGUGUGUGUGUGCGCGUGUGUGAGAGAGAGAGACAGAGACAGAGGGACAGGCAGAGAGAGAGAAGAAAAAGAUGGACAGAUUGUGAGAGGAAGAGAAGCGUAUUUAGUUGCUAGAGUGUGUGUGUGUGUGUGUGUGUGUGUGUGUGUGUGUGUGUGUGUGUGUGUGUGUGUGUGUGUGUGUGUGUGUGUGUGUGUGAGAGAGAGAGAGAGAGAGAGAGAGCAGCAGAUUCUGGAGCUGAGCAGUGCUACCACUGGCGUUGGCUCAUUAGUGCUAUCUGGUGGCAGUAAUGGUGACACUGUCACCCGGCGGGGUGCUAAUCCACGUUGAAAGCAGCAGCGUGUAAAUCCACGUGUCCAACAUGUGUGUCACUCAGCUUAUAAGCUUGGUUAAGUAACAGGGUGGAGAAGACAGACGGCAAGCAUGGAGAUGAGACUGUCCCUCCCUCCCUCCUCCCUCCCCAGUGUUGCCAGAUGUGUCUGAUCAAAUUCUGCCCAAAAGGUGCUCAAAAGCCGCCAAGAGGCGCUAAAUUCUGCCCACUUUCAACAAAUUGCAUUGAUUUCUAUGGGCACAAAACUUCAGGAAAAAAACGCCAAAUGGUCAAUUUUUCCCGUUUUUACCCGCAGACGGCCAUCCCAAGUAGCCCAAUUGGGCAGGUAACCGCCCAAUCUGGCAACACUGCCUCCCUCCCUCCCCCUUCCGCAUGCUUCACAAACGUCGCCCAGUGUUACCUCAGUAGGACUCCUCUGAGCUACUGUAUCUGUGUGUAGUAUUUCUGUGUAGGGUUUUAGGGUGUGGUGUUGUCAGAUCCUAGUCAUCAGUCUACGUAGGCGACACAAUGCUGUCCUCCUAUUGACACAGAGCCCUCACAGUACACUCUUCUACUUCGGGAUAUGGUGUCUGUGUACAUUUCCACCAGUGUGUGUGUGUGUGUGUGUGUGUGUGUGUGUGCGUGUUUAUCUUUUCCUGUUGGCACUCACUGAUUUGAGUGUUGACAUGGUGCAGUGUGUGUGUGUGUGUGUGUGUGUGUGUGUGUGUGUGUGUGUGUGCGCGCGGGCGUGUGUGCGUGUGUGUGUGCGUGUUUCUUUUCCUCACGGAUGUGACGUCAUAUCUGACUUAUACCUAUUCUGUCCCGCUGCUGCUCCUCCUUGGUCCCCAUUCAAAGCACACCUCUGACUCAGAGAUCAUUUAUUUUUAUAUUUGCCUAUUAAAAACAACAAAAAACACACGCCCAUCUGUGUUUGACUGUUUAUUUCCAACAAUGUUUUUUUGUGAUUGCACAGCAAUGGAACGUGUGUGUGUGUGUGUGUGUGUGUGUGUGUGUGUGUGUGUGUGUGUGUGUGUGUGUGUGUGCGUGUGCGUGUGCGUGUGCGUGUGCGUGAAUGUACUGAACAUGCGUGAUUGUAAAUGCACAUUAGUAGUCCUACAGUAUGUAUGUGGCAAGUUACAAUAGAUAAACACAAGCUGAACACGUACACACACUUUGAGGGUUUGGAGAACAAAAAAAGUAUUGCUAAAAAAAAAAGCCCAAGGCAUAACCAUACAGGCAACAGUGCACUGGACUGAGGUACAGGACCUCAAAAAGGACUUGGGUCACAUUUGCAAUAUUUCCAAUGUCACAGGGUGACCUAGCUACUAUAGGCCUACUAAGAAUUUACAAGGACAAGAAAGUCUCAAUACGUCUCUUUAAAAAUAAAUGCAUGUUUGAGUGACCGACCCAGAUAUAAGUAUGAGGUACCUCUUGAAAAGUAUUGUGUUUCCAUUCUCUUACAAUUCUCUUACAUUACAAUUCAAUUCAUUGAAUGCUAAAUUCUGUUAGGUGAACUAUGUGUUGCAAAGUGCUCUGUGUAAUAAUUCUGUUACAAUAUAAGUGCAAGUAGACAUUGCUUGACAGCCUUUGGUGAGAUAUUGAUGACUUUCAUGUAGCCAUUUUUGAAUGGUUAAUGGUCGAAUGUUACUGUUUGUUAAUGCUCUAUUAAUGAAGUGACAUAGGCACUGGGUUAGCAAUGGGUUAAACAAUUUCCCUUUUAAAAACAAUUAUUAAAAACAAAAAAAAGAUUUACACAAUAUAGGGACUCUAAUGCUUCUCUGGGUGGAUGAUGCUAACAUACAGUUGGCUAUGUACAGUAUGUUAGUGGUAAGUGAUGUGGGAUUCCCAAAUAUAUACAUGAAUGAAACUUUGUUAUUUUAAAUAACAUCCCACACAUGAAGUGACGGAAUAUCGUGUAUUUGUAUAACAACUUGACCAAAGAAAAAAAAUCGAACUUUUGGGGGGAUUUUUCUACCUUUACCUGAGGGCCAUUAAAAAGAUGACAAAGUAAUAUUAACAAUUCAUUAAAACUGAAUUUGGCUAAUAAAAAUACAUCUUGGCAUUAGGAGAUAUAACUUUUCAAGUGUUUGUGACAUGUAUUGUCUAAAGCACAAAGGCCUUUGGGAAAGUGAGGGAGUGUGUCUUAUCCCAGUGAAGAACGGCGUGUGAGAUCUACUGUACAGCUGUUCAACAUCACGGUUGCCACAGAACCAAACUGUUCUGUGCUAGCCGGCACUAAUGACUUGAAAUGUUGACAUGUUCCGCAUAAAGUAUAUACGGACCAAACGCGCCAUGUACCGUACAUGGUGAGUGAGAGGCAGCGUGUUUGAAAGACACUGUAUAGGCUGUGGUUCUCUAUACAUGCCUUUGUGAGGCAAUUAUAACGGUUGCAGACUGCUGCCUUUACAGUUUUUCUCGAUUGCUUACACACAAUUUUCUGAAUCAGUUCUCGAAUUCUCAGAACUCUACACAUAAAUCUCCAAACCUCACACGCAACGGGCAGAACUCUUCACUUCCUCUGAAAAAUGCACGUCUUGUCUCAAAACAAUGUACUCUCUUCUAAAAACCUCAUCGUGUUCUCAAAUGACACACACAAGCAGUCAUUUCAAUACACUCUUAUGUGAACCAUUGAACACUAAUAUGCACAAGGUAAAACUCUAUACUCAACUUGACACAGUAGAAACUUAUUUUCUUCACUGUUCUACUCUCUAAAGAGGGUAUUUUUCUGUAGUAAAAUACUGAAAUAUUGUUUUUAGACUCGGAGUACACAAAUGUGUGGAAAACAUAUAUUUUACAUAUUUUCUGACAUUUUUUUAAAAUGUACUAAUUUAUUGUAAAAUAUUGGGUAACCACAUGAAAGUGAUCUCUUGUAUAACAUCUUUUGGAGUUCAAAAACUAAACAAAUGUGUUUUCUCACUGCAUCCACUCAUGUCUUCAUCAAUAUCACAUACAAUGUGUGUCCUUAUGGGGUGAUGAUUUCAGAUUGUAAACCGGAAUGAAGAGAGUUUGCCCAUCUGAUGAGGAAGUGAACAUAGGGUGGCAGUUGAUUUUAGUAUUUUGAAUGGCAGUGUGUUCAAUGCGACAACCAGGGUUUUUCUUCAUGAAAAUUGUGUGUAAUCCAGAAAAUUGUGUGUAGUGGUUUGAAAAGAGUGUGUUUUAAAACUGAAAUGUGAGAGUAAAUAAGGAAUUGUGUUUAGUGUUCAGUGACAUUGGUUAGGGGAGUUGGGAAAUGGGUGAGAUGUUCCGAGAAUUGUGUGUGAAGUACCAGAACUUGUGUGGAGGCAAUCGAGAAAAACUGUAAACAUUUGGUUGAGCGAAGCCAUUCUGUGAUCGGCAGUGAGUAAAAAAAAUAAAAUAAUAAAAAACACUAGUAAAGGCAUCCGACUGUACAGUAUAGAGCUUCCUCUCUGUAUAGUCUACAGAGGAUCUGAUCUAUUCGUCAGCAUACUCGUCAGCUAUAAUGUGACUUGGUUAGUACAUUAAGGCAUGGAUUCUCUCCAGCUAUUGAGCGUCUAAUUCCACAAUCAACAGCUUGAUGAAUCUUAAAUGCAUCUCUGCUGGGAUGACAGCAGUGGGGGGGGAUUGCAGUGCCCAGGGCUGGACUGGCCAUCUGGCAUAGCGAACAUUUCCUGGUGGGCCCUGCACCCUCCUGGGCCCCUAUUCUCAGAAAUGUUAUAUAUAUAUA